This is a messenger RNA of Scutellospora calospora, 186 nucleotides long. The record is from the annotation of a GenBank genome assembly. NCBI's taxonomy places the organism in Eukaryota, Fungi, Glomeromycota, Glomeromycetes, Diversisporales, Gigasporaceae.
CAUACGAAAUCUAUUUGAAUACACAAUGGGAAGGAGGUUAUAAUUAUGAUGUGAAGCAAAAGUUAAGAACAUUUUUACAGAGAAAUUGUAUCACAUACUUAUCAUUUUUAAAAUAUUGCAAAUAUUCAAAAAAAGAUUUUAGAAAAUUCAUGAUAGUUGAAAAUAAUAUUGGUGUUUGUAGAAAAA